Oncorhynchus gorbuscha (pink salmon) is the source of this 2236-nucleotide messenger RNA. RefSeq names its product dual specificity mitogen-activated protein kinase kinase 6. Lineage: Eukaryota; Metazoa; Chordata; Actinopteri; Salmoniformes; Salmonidae. Bases 176 to 1186 code for a protein of 336 amino acids. The transcript is spliced from 12 exons. The record is from RefSeq and is a predicted model, not a curated record. Gene Ontology annotation, molecular function: ATP binding; MAP kinase kinase activity. Gene Ontology annotation, biological process: MAPK cascade; protein phosphorylation.
AAAAACUAGAAGCCCUGCGACACGGAAACAAACUAACGCAACAUGCAUGAAGAUUGAAACAGACUUGCAUCGUAGUUGCAGGACAAGCCGCAGCUUCUGAGCGGGGUAGAUGCAGGGAGGGAGGGAGUAAAAAGUCUUUGUGCUUCCCCUCCCCCUCGUCAAAGCAAAGGGGGAAAUGUCUCUUUCUAAAGGAGGAAAGAAGAAGAACCCAGGCCUCAAGCUCUCCAAAGAGGUCUUUGAUCAGCCCCCACCUGCAGCCGCAGCCCCCCCUCGAGAUCUGGAUUCCAAAGCCUGUGUUACCAUUGGAGAAAAGAACUUUGUUGUGAAGGCAGAUGACUUAGAGCAGAUUGGGGAGCUGGGUAGAGGAGCGUAUGGCGUGGUGGACAAGAUGAGACAUGUGCCCAGUGGGCUUAUCAUGGCCGUCAAGAGGAUCCGGGCCACAGUGAACACCCUGGAGCAGAAGAGACUGCUGAUGGACCUGGACAUCUCCAUGAGGACCGUGGACUGCUUCUUCACGGUCACCUUCUACGGCGCUCUCUUCAGAGAGGGUGACGUGUGGAUCUGCAUGGAGCUGAUGGACACGUCUCUGGAUAAGUUCUACAAGCAGGUGAUCGAUAAAGGCAUGACCAUCCCUGAAGACAUCCUGGGGAAGAUCACUGUAGCGAUCGUCAAGGCUUUGGAGCAUCUGCAUAACAAACUGUCAGUGAUACACCGAGAUGUGAAGCCGUCCAACGUGCUGAUCAACACACAGGGCCAGGUGAAGAUGUGUGACUUUGGCAUCAGCGGCCACCUGGUGGACUCUGUGGCCAAGACCAUGGACGCCGGCUGCAAGCCCUACAUGGCGCCAGAACGGAUAAACCCCGACCUCAACCAGAAAGGCUACAGCGUUAAGUCAGACAUCUGGAGUCUAGGAAUCACAAUGAUUGAGCUGGCCAUUCUGAAGUUCCCCUAUGACUCGUGGGGUACACCCUUCCAGCAACUGAAGCAGGUAGUGGAUGAGCCCUCUCCACAGCUGCCCUCGGACCGCUUCUCCCCUGAGUUUGUGGACUUCAGCUCCCAGUGCUUAAGAAAGAAACCCAACGAGAGACCCGCCUACACAGAACUAAUGCAACACCCCUUUUUCACCCUGCAUGACUCCAAAGAGACGGACGUAGCCAGCUUUGUCAAGAUCAUCCUGGCAGACUGACAGGCCCCUCCACCCACCAGGGUAGGAGGUAGGCGGGACUUCUCCACCCACCCACCAAUCCAAGGCCUUUCAGAAAGCUCACUGGAAUUGAUCUGCCACACAACUCCAACUUUCUUUCCCCAAAGACUGACGCCAGCUCACAGAGGCCACGUGGGAAAGCGCUUGUAAUAUGAACUCAAGAUGUUGAUGGUGUCCACCCAAACUGGAGAUGGUCAACUCACCCACGGGUCCAACAAACCUUUCCCUCCCUCUACUCCUACAAACUGAACUGAUUCAAACUCCUCACUGUACCAGUUUUCUGAUUGGACAGUGUCUGUCAGCAGGAAGAAAAUCUCUCUUUACACAUACUGUAUGUCCAUCACUCUGAAUUACACAGAAAGCCAAAAAGAAUUCGGUGAAAUGUGUUCGUCUCUGUAUAAUGAAUUGAAAAGAUAUAUAUUUUUCAUUUAUGCGUUUUUGUUUUUCCUGAUACAGUUUGUAAUACUGUAUAUUUUCAUCAAAUAUGAAUUUAAGGGUGUGUCUUUACUCUUUCUGAAUGGUAUCAUGAGGGGAAGAGGUGACCUACAUUUCUCGUCUCGACUUCUUGUGAUUGGUCAGUAAUGGGACGGCAGCUGCUGUCGUCGGGCAGGGUUUUGGGAGGCUCUGGAGGGGUCAGACUCAGUAAGUUUCUUUGUAGAGGGAAGUUCAAAGGUGAAAGCGUGACUGGGGGGCCCUGUACAAAAGGAAUUGCAAGUCCUACCUAGGUCUCUUUGGUGGCAUGGGAAUGCAAGGCAUCUGUUAUCAUCUGACCCUAUAUACAACCCCCUCACCCAUCUGUAUACGCCCCUCUGCCCCGCCCCUUCCUAACCACCCGUAUACGCCCCUCUGCCCCGCCCCUUCCUAACCACCUGUAUACGCCCCUCUGCCCCGCCCCUUCCUAACCACCUGUAUACGCACCUCUGCCCCGCCCCUUCCUAACCACCUGUAUACGCCCCGCGCCUUCCUAACCACCUGUAUACGCCCCUCUGCCCCGCCCCUUCCUAACCACCUGUAUACGCCCCUUCCUAACCA